AUGUCUACCAAAGUGCCAACUGUGCUCUGCCUACUGCUCCUGGCUGGAGCUCUGACUGUGAGUCGGGGAGAGGAGUUUCCGCAGUGCGUGAACGUGGAGCCCGAGACCUUUGUGAUGGCCAUCGAAGACUGCGCCUCGUACAUCUACUGCAAUGGGGAGGACUCCUUCAGGGACAGCUGUCCGGAACACACCUACUUCGACGACAAGGCCCAGGAGUGUGCCUUCGACGAUGCAGGAUUCUGUCUCAGGGAAGCUCCCUCUGCCAUGGAGGAGACUCUGCAGCCAGCAGAGAGUGCCCCAGAGCAGGAGCACCCCUCAACUACUGGUGCACCUGAGAGUGUUCCUUCGACUGAGGCACCUGCCCCGUCUGUACCUGUGGGACGCCCACACUGUGACGCCUCCAGCGACAGCUUCCACCCCCAUCCGCAGCGGUGCGAGUACUUCUACCGCUGCCUCAGCGGCUAUCUGACAAUUGUGCGAUGUCCCUACAAGUACGGAUGGGACUCUCGCAAGCAGCAGUGCCUGCCCCUGGCGGAGGCUCAGUGCCACAGCUUAUAG
Molecule: messenger RNA, 558 nt
Organism: Drosophila subobscura
Lineage: Eukaryota; Metazoa; Arthropoda; Insecta; Diptera; Drosophilidae
Exons: 1
Coding region: 1-558 (185 amino acids)
Cellular component (GO): extracellular region
Molecular function (GO): chitin binding
Source: RefSeq, a predicted model, not a curated record